Molecule: messenger RNA, 756 nt
Organism: Solea senegalensis (Senegalese sole)
Lineage: Eukaryota; Metazoa; Chordata; Actinopteri; Pleuronectiformes; Soleidae
Product: PTB domain-containing engulfment adapter protein 1-like
Exons: 6
Coding region: 114-629 (171 amino acids)
Source: RefSeq, a predicted model, not a curated record
ACAGACUUUACACCCUGCGUUUUAUUUUCUCAUACAGUCAGAACUGACAGACAAAGGAAAAGGGUGAGAAAUCUCUUCAUGUUUGUUGGUUUUUAACGUCUUGUUGUGCAGAGAUGAGCGACUUUUCAGACGAUGACUCCGAGAUCUCCUUUAAGGUGAAGUUUAUCGGGCGAGUGGAGGUUGUUCGUGCUGCUGGUGUUCAGAUCCUGGAAGAAGCCGCUCAGACCCUGAAGACGCCCGAUCAAUUCUCCUCAGAAAAGGUGGCAAAGAAGAGUAAAAUCCACCUCUUCCUGUCUCGAAAUGGGAUUGACCUGUUGGAAAACAAAACCAAGUAUCUGUUGUACACAUGUCCCCUCUCCACCGUGUCCUUCUGUGGAGUCCUGCCGUCCUCGCCCAAAGUGUUUGGCUUCGUGGCGCAACACCCUGCAGCCGACAUGUUCCACUGCUACCUGUUCCAGAGCAAGAAGUUUUCUCAUGUGCUGGUGUCAGUGAUUGGCGAUGCCCUUCGAGCAUCAACGCAGGAGAAGACCACCAGAGGGGGACGAGACCUGAUAGUGGAGGCCCUCAGACACAAGAAUAAAAUGCUGCAGAGAGAAAAUACUGAGCUGAAGAGAAGACUCGCAAACUGACGCAUAAUAGCUGCACCUGUUGUUCACACAGAAAAUACUUGGAAUGUAUAAAGAAAACUACAUUUGUUGUGUUGUAAGGUGUGAAUUAAAAUUGUUGAUGGGAAAAAAAAUAAAAAUGUGUUGUUGG